AUGUUGGCCCGUUCAGUGCUGCGAUGUGCAGCUCCCUUACGCCUGAGUGUCCGCACAUAUGCCACCGAAGCCCCUAAACCGUCGUCCUCCUCUUCCACACCAUUCCUCGUAGGUGGUGCUGCAAUCGGCGCAGGAGCCCUGGGCUAUUCAUUCCUUGGAAGCAGCAAGAAGGCUCCCGUUGCUACUCCUAAGCCGGCUGAAGAUGCAAAAGCCGCGGCUCCUGUGGGAAAGACUUUCACCGGCGGCGAUCAAGGCUUUAUUGAUCUGAAGCUCGCUGAGGCCGUUGACUACAACCACAACACAAAGGUCCUCAAAUUUGAGUUGCCGGAUCCCGAACAUGUCUCUGGCUUGACUGUUGCUUGUAAGUUCCAUUACACCAUUGAGAGGCUCUGGUCAAGACACGACAAACGGCUGACAAGAUUGAGGCGGACAGCUGCGAUUAUCACAAAAUUCAAGGGACCCAAUGAUGAGAAGCCUACGAUUAGGCCAUACACGCCCGUCAACAGCGAAGACGCAAAAGGCCACCUCGACCUGAUCGUGAAAGUCUACCCCAACGGACCGAUGUCCACACACAUCCACGAACUGAAGCCCGGCGACACCCUGUCCUUCAAGGGUCCAAUCCCAAAAUACCCGUGGGCGGCCAACAAGCACGACCACAUCACGCUGAUCGCAGGCGGCACGGGCAUCACGCCCAUGUACCAGCUGAUCCGCGCCAUCUUCAGCAACCCGGAGGAUAAGACGAAGGUCUCGCUCGUGUUCGGCAACAUCAGCGAGAAGGACAUCCUCCUGAAAGAAGAGCUCGAGAAGAUUGAGAACGAGUUCCCCCAGCGCUUCCGCGCCUACUACACCCUCGAUAACCCGUCCUCUGGCUGGAAACAUGGCAAGGGCUUUAUUACCAAGGAUCUGCUCAAGACUUUGUUGCCGGACCCCAAGAGCGAGAAUAUCAAGGUUUUUGUCUGUGGCCCGCCGGGACUGUAUAAGGCCCUCAGUGGCCCGAAGGUCAGUCCUACCGACCAGGGUGACUUGUCUGGUAUCCUGAAGGAGCUCGGGUACACUAAGGACCAGGUCUAUAAAUUCUAA
Exophiala aquamarina CBS 119918 is the source of this 1080-nucleotide messenger RNA. RefSeq lists its product as uncharacterized. The record is from RefSeq and is a predicted model, not a curated record. The transcript is spliced from 3 exons. Gene Ontology annotation, biological process: ergosterol biosynthetic process. Gene Ontology annotation, molecular function: cytochrome-b5 reductase activity, acting on NAD(P)H. NCBI's taxonomy places the organism in Eukaryota, Fungi, Ascomycota, Eurotiomycetes, Chaetothyriales, Herpotrichiellaceae. Bases 1 to 1080 code for a protein of 359 amino acids.